AUGGCAGCUAAAGAAAAGUCACUCGCCGUUUCUUACGGCUCUAAUUUUAGAAGGGAUCAAGAUACGAUCCAAGCCUCUUCGUCGAUUGAGUCUCCAAAAGCGUCAGAAGACUUUGAGCGUGGCUUUCGCUUCUGGGCUAUCAUCGUUGGGCUUGCCACCUCAUCACUCCUAGCAUCGCUAGAGCACACGGUCUUAACAACCGCAGCACCGCAUAUUCUUCAAGACCUCGACCUCGAGGAAAAUUUUAUUUGGGUCACGAACGCCUUUUUUGUUUCCAGUACGGCAUUAACCCCCUUGUUUGGACAACUAUGCAACAUUUUCGGGCGCAGAUGGGUCUUCCUUCCAAUAAUCGCUCUCUUUACAUUGGGCAGUGGUAUAUGUGGUGGCGCGACGAACGGCGGUAUGCUAAUCGCAGGUCGCGCGAUCCAGGGUGCAGGGUCUGGUGGCAUAGUUAUCACAUCUAAUAUAAUCAUAUCGGACUUGUGCCCCUUACGAAAACGAGGUCAAUACAUGGCUGUCAUUCUCUCUAUCUUUGGCAUCGGUGCAGCUCUGGGUCCCUUCAUUGGAGGUGCCAUCGCACAGUCGACCACAUGGCGCUGGGUCUUCUAUAUUAACCUUCCCAUUGGUGGACUUUGCCUUCUUAUCAUGUUUCUAUUCCUACACACUGAGUAUCGAGAUGAUAGAUCUUUCUUCAGCAAAAUCAAACGAAUUGAUUUUGCUGGAAACGGGAUUCUCAUGGCUGGCACUGUAGCCAUUCUCUACUCACUUACCUACGCUGGGACGAUCUAUCCAUGGUCAUCUUGGCAUACCCUAGUCCCGUUGCUUUUAGGGUUGCUAAUUCUUGUGCUCUUUAUAGCCAUCGAGGCCAGUGGUAUUAUUCCGGAACCAGUGAUGCCCGUCCGGCUUUUGAUGCAUCGCACAUCCAUCAUUGUCCUCAUCAAUACCUUUCUCAAUUCCGUUGUUUACUUUUGGUACUUGUAUUACCUUCCUGUGUACUUCCAGGCUGUUUCACUGUAUUCCUCCAUGCGUGCAGGAUAUUCUUUGCUCCCACAGGCCGUGGCCGGUGUUCCUGGCGCCAUGAUCGCAGCCAUUUCACUAAGCCGCUGGGGAAAAUUCAAACUGAUCCAUUUCUUGGGCUUUGCAUUGACCACCCUCGGUAUGGGUCUAUUUUCGAUACUAGGAAAACACACUGUCAUUGCUGAAUGGGCUGUCUUCCAAAUCAUAACAGCACUGGGUAUCGGUAUUGUCAUCGACACCCUUCUGCCUGCCUUUCAGGCACCGGCUUCUGAGGCAGACCAGGCUACUGCAACUGCAACCUGGGGCUUCUUUCGUGCGUUUGGAUGCAUAUGGGGUGUUGCAAUCCCCAGCGUCAUCUUCAACAAUCGCAUCGAUCAGAAUCUUUACACAGUAUCAGAUAGCACUGCUCGCCAGUUACUCGGCGGUGGCGGUGCCUAUCAGCAAGCAUCGGCAGCUUUCGUACAGAAGUUCCCUCUCAACGUCCAAGAAGAAAUACGCUCUCUGUAUAUAUCUGCGCUAGAUCGCAUAUUUUGGAUUGGCGCGAUUUUUGCUGGGUUGGCAUGUUUGCUCGUUCUCCUCGAACGCGAGGUUCCCCUAAGAAAGCAGCUUGAUACCGAAUAUGGACUCAAAAAGGAAAAGCUUUCGCAAGCAGACACGGAAAAAAACGACAGUUCCACAAGCUGA
This is a messenger RNA of Talaromyces rugulosus, 1701 nucleotides long. RefSeq lists its product as uncharacterized. The record is from RefSeq and is a predicted model, not a curated record. The coding region runs from base 1 to 1701 and encodes 566 amino acids. Lineage: Eukaryota; Fungi; Ascomycota; Eurotiomycetes; Eurotiales; Trichocomaceae. Gene Ontology annotation, biological process: transmembrane transport. Gene Ontology annotation, molecular function: transmembrane transporter activity. The transcript has 3 exons.